This is a messenger RNA of Taeniopygia guttata (zebra finch), 8910 nucleotides long. The record is from RefSeq and is a predicted model, not a curated record. NCBI's taxonomy places the organism in Eukaryota, Metazoa, Chordata, Aves, Passeriformes, Estrildidae.
CCAGGGGCUAUAGAACACUAGGUGCCAUAUUUUAUACCAAACAGGGCAAAUUUAAUAUUUUUACUACCUUGCCUUCAGACUCAAGACAUCAUAAACUGUAAUUUAUCCUGAAACAAAUUACAGCAAGCCUGUUCCACACUACAAACAGAGAAAAGGUCAUGCUGUAGAUUGAUCCCACUGUAGAUCCCAUACUUCUGCACUGGACAGUGGACCCUGUGCUGGAGCCAGUGCUGGGAUCUGCAUUUCCAGGGAGAACAGAGAGUGGGGUGGGGGAUUAUUGGGAUUGUUGGUGAGGAAUACUGAAAUGUUUUGAGGCCAAGAGUUUCUUAAGCCUAAAAAUAAUACAAACACUGGGCUUGGUUGUGUAAGCACAGAAGUAUGGGAUAGCUUGUCUGCUGUUCCUGGAGGUAGGCUGGACCUGGAUUUAUAUUUUUUCCCAUAUUUAGCACUUAGGAACGUGCUGGUUCAGUCUGGGCAGCUGUGUAUCCUAUUGAUGGCUGGCUCUGUGUGUGCUCAUUUUGCCUGAUGUUUUGGUAGUAAAGCUGGCUUAGUUCCCCUUUCUGACUGUAUUGCAUAUAUAUAAAACUGAUUCAUGAUAUGGGAAAUCCAGCUUUGCUUAAUUAGACAAAUUAGGUGCAGUAAAUGAUGUAUUUGUGAUUGUUUUGAACAGGGCGGUGUAGUUCAGCUGUUAAAAAGCAGCUCCCACCUACUUCUCAGUAGCAGUGUUAGAUGGUCUUUAGUGUUUGUUUGCCUUCUGUUAAGAUAAUUUUUUGGUGUCUCAGGAUCAGAAGUUUCUUGCUGUCAGUAAGAAUUAAUAUCAAGAGUUUUGACUGAAUGUAGUGCUGAUUAAUGUGUUCUGUUUUGUUAUCAGCACAUCAAGUAGUGACUCUCCCCAGAACUCCCGGGUGAAACAGCUGCAUGUGGCUUGAACUUGCUUUUUGAAUCAUUUGCAAACUUUGAUUUUGGGGGUUUUCAUCUCUUUGGAAAUUGUGUUUUCGAAGCCCAUAAGGAUUUAUUUUCAGAGUGUCUCAAAUUUGAAAACAGGGGGAGUUCUACCCUCUCUUUUUGGAGUCAAACCCCUCAAUUUCACCAGCUCCCUGGAUAAUAGCUGAGCAAAACUAAGGACUUGGUUUUCUCCCUUCCAUUGGUUUCUGCAGAGCAAAACUGCCAGGAAGAUGAAAACAACACCCUAUUUUUUUAGGGCUGAGGUGCUCAAUUAGUCAAAGAAAAGAAGUUUUACAGUCUUUGGAAAAACUGCAUCCUGAAAAUCUUCCCAUUUGAUUUUUUUCAUAAAAAUUAUUUAAUAUUUCACAAGUUUCUUUUGUUUUUGUCCACACAGGAAAGUUCAUCUGCUUUCUAUUAUUGGUUAAGCUUUAAAACUCAGCUUUUAGAUGAGGAGAACCAGAGUAUCAAGAAAGGAUGUGAGGUACCCAAAAAGGUCUGGGACACUGUGGGGGACUAACAAGUCCCAAUUCUGUGUUUUAACUUUCUUAUUUUCUAUUUGGGAUUAAAUUGCAUAGAAUUGGAGCUCCUGGUGCUUUUUCAAAUUGCUUUACCACGAGCUUUUUCUAUGGAGAGUGACCAUGUGUAACUUAUACAACUGUUCCAGAAGCUGCAGUCAGAAUUACUGAAAGUACAGACAUGGUGUGAUCUCUCCUCUAAGGUCAUUUCUCUCUCUCUCCCUCUCCCUCUCUGUCUCUCCCAGCCUGUGGACAUAGUAAUUCUGUGAUAUAAUUUUGGUUUCUUUCAUGGAAGCCCCAGCUUUCUUAAGAGAAUUGAGUUCUCUGUCAGCUCUUCUCAUUUUCCAGUCUGACUCAAAAUGUACUUUAGUUUUGAAGCUACUAUGGGGCAGUAAAAGACAUUUUAUACUUUUUUUUUGUUACAUUAGUUGUUUUAUCCCUUUAUGUAAGGCGGUGUUAUUAGUUGAGAUAAUGAAAACAAAGGUAUAAGAUUUUUUUUCCACAUAAAAUCUAUCUAAAUGACAUUUAAAGGAGUGUAAGUGGAAAUUAAGACCUGUUGUCUUUAUUAUUAAUAUGGUAACCUUUUUUUUCCUGAUGGUAACUCAUUUUAAGCCAUUGCUACACUUUAACAAGUGUGCAACAAGAGCUUUAAACCUUCUUAAUUGUUGAUCACAAUGACAAAUACACACUAAGGUAAAUUGCUGAAUCAAGACAUCUCUUAGAUAAUGUUCUCAAGAGCACCUGCAGUGUAUUUAAUCCAUUAAAGUGACAUAAUUAAAUGGAUUGACAAAUAUUUAAUGCUAAGAAUGAGAAGUGCUUGUGUCACCAAAUAAAUAUCAGAACCAGAGUGGCAUAGAGGGACAGAAUUUUGCCAAUCUGUGGCAUAAAUGAGGUUCUAUUUCUUCUCCCACAUGAAAUUGAAAUACUGUGUCAGCUCCAGCCAGUUCAAGCCCCAAUGACUGGCUGUGGGAUGUGUCUCAGUGUGAUCCCAUUGCUCUCCCCCCGUCUGUCCUCUUUGGCUGUGGAAAGAUUUACUGAGAAAUUUAGUAUUGUCUUUCCUUACAAUGCCAAAAAUCAUCGAGAUCCUGUGUAUUCCAGGACACCCAGGAGCAGAGCUCUCUGAUGGCUAAAAUGCCUAAAUAGAUCAAGAAAGGCAGCAAGAAAGUCAUUCUUGGCUUUCUCCUUUCUUCAUUUCUUGCUUUCCUUCUUUUAAACAUGAGGUUCUCUGCACGUCUCGUUGCAGGAAAUGCCUUCAUUUCUCUUUUUUAAUUUGUACCCCAAGGUUUGUAGCGUGUAUCAACCCUGCCUUUAGUACUCCUGGGGCUCCUCAUGAAGUUUGAAGCUCUGGCAUUGUUUCAUCUGGCUAAUGAGCAAGAAUUUGGUGAUUUUUUUUUUUUUUUUUUGGUCAGCAUACUGCUGACAAAAUGCUUUCGAUGCUGUUUCACUGGUCCUAAAAGUACAAGACAGACACAGUUAGGUGAUGAUGGGGGUUACCUUUAUAAGGAUCCUUACAGUGCACAAAACACUAGAUGGAAAGUGCCAAAGAUGCACACAUAACAUAAAGCAGAUACAAUUUUUAUGUGUUUAGUAAAUUAGCAAAACCGACAAGAAUCCCCAGUUAGAGGCAUAGGUGAUGAAGUAACUUCUCCCUGUUCUACCCCAUUCUGAAACCUCCACCCUCUUAGACAGGAACUAAAUUUUCUUUAUGAAAAUGUGUCUCAAGAGAGCUGGUUUCAACCUUGGCUUCCAGAGCCUAACCUUGGACCCCCCAGGGUAUUUAUUUUGUCUUUCUGACUAUAAUAGAGUGGGUAAAAUGCUAGCUACCAAUACAAUAAUAGGCUACAGAGCUACAAAUAGAUAUGUAAAGAAUACAGAGAAUAUAUAAAGGCAAAAAAGGCAGAAAUCAAUUUGGCAUCACUCUGAAGAGCAACAUUUAGAAACAGUGCAAUACAGAUUUUAGACAAGGUAUUUUAAUAUGUAUCCUUUUAAAUUUCAUGGUCUUUUCUAUCUGUCAAAAGUUUAGAGAUGACACUUCUCUUGGUGUUUAUUUUUCCCUCUAUACAGCCUGAUAUAUAUUAACUGAACAUACACAUUUAAAAGCAGAAGGAACCAUAGUAAAAGUACAACAUGAGACUAAAUCAGCUACUUAAAAAUUAGAAAAUGUCGUAAGUACUUUUGCUUGAGCACGAGUGUACCAAUGAUCCUUCUGGAGUAUUCCGUUGCUGCUUUCUUUGCUAGGCUCUCACUGUUAGAGCACAGAGAACAGACAUUGCUGAAGGAUGUUUGGGCAUGUGGUGGAGAUUUUCCCUUGUGCUUAGUUGGGUCUCUGUAUUCUCUUGUUCCAAGUGGCAUUUGAACAAUCCCCGACUUACAGGGUUUUCUGAAUUAGUUAAAAUAGAAAAUACCAAGCUAGCUUGUCUGAGGGCAUCACUGCCUUUGACACCUAAAGCAAAAAGUGAUCCAGGUGUCAGAGACAGAUGUGUGUAAUCAAAUAAACAUUAUAAAUAAUAACAGCAUGCUCACAGGGGCUUUCCCUUUUUUCCUGCCAGGCAUUGUCCUUUGAUGGAAGACCAGAGAAUCAGGGGUUGGUUAUUUGCUUCUAUUUGUUUUGUGGGGUUUUUUUUUCAUAUUAACAUAGGAGGUUAUUUUCUAGGAAAUAGAGCCACCAUGUAGAGAACAGUAGCGUGGCUUUGCUAUAAAAUGGAGGUGCUUCUUCCAGUUACUGAUAGGGCUUCUUUUGGAAAGCCCCUUUUGUUGUAUUUGAAAUCAAAAUACACAGAGUCAGAAAAAAUGCAUUCACUUGGAAAUGUGUACAGGCUGUGAGGUUCCUGUGGAGCAACCUCUUCACCCUUUUUAUUGAUGUUGCUUUUAUUACAGACUUGUAAUAACCUUUUAUCAUGUAACAGCCUUUCUGAAAAGCCAGCAGCAGCAAUAAGCACCUUCCACUUCCUAUCCUUUUAAAUAUCUACUUCAAUCAAGAAAGAACUUAAUAAUUAAGAAAUUCAAGGAAGAAUGGCAGCUGGGAAGUCUGGUUUCACUUUGGAUGUGUAAGUGGAGUUUUUCUUCUUUGGAGCACUAAGAAGCACCCUGGAGCCUUUCCCUCAGUGAGUGCCACUUGUCCCUUUAUUUAUGUCACCUUGUUCCAUGAAACUUUAUAAAACUUAAUGGCAUUGCCAUCUCAGACAAAUUUGAAUGAAGUUAUGCAGCGGGUUAAAAAAUUAUUGAUACCAUUCAUUAAAAAGCAAGGAAUAGACAUAUAUAUCAAAAAUGCUCAGUAUGUUCAUUGCAGUUUUCCUAUGGAAAACAGGCCAGAAAACUCUCCCUGGUGCCAGUUCUGGGAAAGUCUUUUACACACAGAUUUUUGUACUCAUGUAAGUAGUUGUUGCAUCAGAUACUUUGACUUCAGCAGUGUAACUUAAACCUUCCAGGCUCUCUGUGAUGCUGGUGCUAGAAAAGCUUGGAUGGGGCUUGAUAAGAGAAAAAAAACACAGAGGGGAAGAAAAAAAUACAAACAGAUCUCAUCAAUUGUCCUGACUACUGUGUUAUUUGAAACUGCAUUAAUAAAUUGGGAUAAUUGCCUAAUGGCAUAUUACUACAGAAGAUUAAGGUGUGUUCUAGGCCAUUAUUUAAUUAGGAAAAGCACGAAUGUAAUAAUUUGCCAUUGAAAUUCUUAGUUUCCUCUAGACCUAUAAGGCAUAGCUACCCCAAAGCUUCUAUAGCUAAGAGAGUUUAGAAACUGAGCAGUACCCUGGCAGAGCAGAGAGAUGCAUUUUGUGUCACAUACACGAUAUGCAGUGUGCUGAAAAUGCCUGGGGUUUAUAUGUUGGCAUUCUGGAGAAACUAAAAUCUAGGUAGUUAAAAUGGUUGCAGCUGUCAGUUGAAAAUAUUUACACAGGGUCCCUGUGGAAUGCUCAUCUUUGGUGCUUGGUUGUGAUGGCAGUGAUGUAGCUGUGGAUCUUUAGUAAAAGAAUAAUUUAUCUCAUUUUCAGUAUUUUCUCAUUUCUUUUGUUGUUGGUGCAAAGCAAAGAAAAAACGACCCAGAAGUGUGAGAAUUCAAAUUGUCAUUAUUUUCCUGUGUACCUCAGAGGGUUUUCAAGGCACUUGGCUUUUUUGAAGUGGCUAACCUUCACUUUUGACUAGACUUCUAGGGCAGAUAAGGAGGCUUCAUGACAUCUUCAACCACCUGAAUUAUUUCCAGGCAUCAGAACAAAAACCAUGCAGAGUAACAAAUGAAAGUGAGUGAAAUGAUGAGUAGGUGUCUUUAGGAUGAUUGUCAUCAACAGGAAUUAGUUUCUCCUGGGAUUGGAGGAAAGGGAAGGUUUCUCAAGGGGAAGGUGUGCAGUAUGUUGGUAUUUGAAGUGGCAAUGUGUAAAGCCUAAAUCUUAGAGGAGUCACCAUGGUUGAGUGUGAGUCUUCACCCACUCAUCCAAACAGGAGUAAAAUGACUGUACUGAAAGAAUUAGCGUUUCUUACUGGGAACUUCCUUGAGGCUCGGUUGCAACUCUUGAAAAAGUGACUGCUGCAUGGGGCAGGGCUUGGACUUGUGCCUGGCCAAGGCUUUGGGGUGGUGAAGUUCUCUCUGAGGGCAGCACAGAUGACUCAGGAGCCUGUGCACAGCCAGCCAUGUGCCUCGGGUGACAACCUGGAUUCUCACAAGCGUCUCGCAGAAACUGCCAGCACCAGGACUAGACAUUGAGGCAGUUUUGGUUUGUUCUAUUUUUACCUUUCUCUUUUGGGGCAGCACUCCCUCCCCCUUCCUUCUAAAUUGUUUUCUCAACUCAGUUGGGUCUCAAAGCCUGUCUCCUGCUUGUCCCAGGCAGCUGGCAUGUCUCUGGGCUGAAUGAACAGGCAAGGAGCAUGACUUGGUGGCACUGUGGAAGGGUCUCAGCCUCCAGAAGGGACAAGCCAUCUGUCUCACCUGCAGUGCUGGCAGCCAGGGACAUUUAACAGCACCUCAGAUGGCUGCCUGCAGCCUGCCUCUGGGACUGUGGCUCCUGCUGCUGCUCCAGGACAUCCAGACAACCCUACAGACAUCAUUAAGCCCACGCCAUUCCUGUGAUACACUAGAGAACUGGUUCUAUGAUGAAACUUCACAAAACUGCUGUUACCAGUGUCCCCCAGGCUAUGUUAAAAAGAAAGCAUGUCCUCAGGAUCCAGCUGAAGACUGCAUGACGUGUGGACCUGAUCAGUAUUUGAACAAUAAAUUCCAAAAGCCACAAUGUGAUGCCUGUGUGUCAUGCCCAAAAGAGCUGGACCUGGUGGAGAAGCAGCCCUGCUCCUUCCAUUCGGGCCGCGUGUGCGAGUGCCGGCCGGGGCUGUUCUGCCAGCUCAGCGUGGUGCACAGCUGCUCGCGCUGCCAGCCCCACUCUGCCUGCCGGCCUGGCUUUGGAGUCAGAGUCAGGGGAACCUCGACAAAUGAUGUCACUUGUGAAGAGUGCCCUCCUGGGACCUUCUCGGAUCAAAACUCCAGCACAGACAUCUGCAAACCCCACACCAACUGUGCCAAGUUGAACAAAGUAAUGCUAAGGAAAGGAAAUGCUACCCAUGAUCAAGUUUGCCUGGACCAGUUGCCCACUUACCUCACCCCAAGCACUUUGUCCGUGAAAUUCAGCAAUGAAACAAAUGACUUUGACCUGAGGAUGUUUAAAGAGAACCUGGUGACCUCUGCUAGUGGUGCCACAACAACUGAAAACCCCAGUUCAACUCCUGAGGAGAAAGCUGGCACCUCUCCCACCUCUGCCAAGGGGGAGAUGACAACAGGAGGUGCAGUGCUUUGGGCAGUGGUUCUCUCUGGGACAGUGCUUCUGGGGGGCACGCUGGUAUUUUGGAAAUGGAAGGUUUGCAAGAAGCGGAUCCUCAUCCUCAGAAGAAAGCGUUCGGAUCUCGUGAACAAAUGUGCAAAGAUCAUACUGACCACUGACAGUGGGCUAGAAGAGGAGGAGUUAAUUGACAGAGCCCUUCCUUUGGAAACCAACAAUAACUUGGUGUCCAGCACAGAAAAAGCCCAAAGUGCUCAUCGGGGUGUGACUGAUGUGACACCAAGCAAUGGGAAUGCCCCAGACUGCCCUGUGGAUUCCCGAGUCAGAGACCACACAAAUAACAGAAUUGAAAAACUCUACAUCAUGAAGGCCGACACUGUUAUUGUGGGCUCUGUUUCAGAAGUGCCCAGUGGCAAGAACUGUGCUGUUAAAGGAUGUGAAAGUAACCUUGAUGCCCAGGAAAGCAUGGAAGAAGACUUGGAAAUGCACUACCCAGAGCAGGAAACAGAGUCUUUUCCAGAGAAUGAUGGAAUGGUUCCUGUGGAAGAGGAGGGAAAAGAAUUUCACCACCCUACCACUGCCACUGAGAAGUGACAGCCCACAGAGAUACAGAAGACAUAGAAUCAUCCAGUGUGACACUAAGGCUGAAUUUAUGACAAGGGAGGUAAACACACUGUGCCUUAGAUUAUUGGGAAACUCCUGGAAAACACUGAAACACUUUCAAACAAGGAGAGUUAGAACCUAUUUCAUCUAACAAAUGAGAGGAUCCAAACUGCCUUCACAGCUGACAUCAAAUACUUCUAUUUCCCUGUCUCCCAGUAUCAUACUGACAACAAAUUUGAAUCAAAGCUGCGUAAUUUAGAGGACAUCUGGAUGUCAGCUGAAGUUUCACAGCUUGUUUUCUCAGUGUGAAGGAAUGGAUUGAAAUCUAUGUCUGGUUGCUUCUAUUAGCUGUGAAAAUUCUGGCCAGGAUUCUGAGUCAAGCUUGAGACUCAGCCAUGUUGUUUCUAUUCCAAUAGUUUCAGUUUUGUAAUUGGCAUUUUGUAAUCUGGCAUUUUCUCAAGGCUUCAACCUUUGAUUGAAAAUUAUAAUAAUCUCAGUUUUACCUAGAAUAAACCUCAAGUUUGUGGACUUCAUGUUUCUUGAGGAAUUAGGAUCAAAGGUGCCACACAGGCUCUGAAAAUAGAAGGCAAAUAAAACUAAUUGAAGUCCACUGUACUUUAGGCCAUUCUUUCUAGGUUUUGAAGUCUGAUUCAUAUUUUUUUUGACUGCAUCAAAUCAUUAGUAAGUGUACAAAACAGUCUCUUCUGAUGGAAGCCAAACUGGUUGAACAUCUGGCUUUUGGAUGAAGUAUGUGUUAAGCCCAGUGUGGAGCCUGUAAAAAGAGAAAUGAAGAAAAGAAACUAUUUCUCUACUGAAAAAGAGGCACAGCAGUUAUUUCCUAUAACAUUGUUAAUAUCUACUUGUUUUAGAAUUGUUCAUAAUCAUCAUGGUGACACAGAUUUGCAUAUCCUUUAAAAACAAACCUGUCUGGUGGCCAACUGGCACGUGUUAUGCUAUUUUUAAAUCUUUUGUGCUGCUUGUUCAAUAACUGUAAAUGUAAUAGUGCUGACUAUACUUUUGCACAGGACAAUGGAAAAUGAGCAAUAUGACAAAGUGUGUCUUAAUAAUCAAAAAGAUGAACCACAAAA